AUGCUGCAAAGGAACCUACCGAAUCUCUCCCUCCAGAUAAGCCCGCCAGCCGCCUCGUCGGCCGCUGCAUCUGACGCGCCUGCGGUGGCGAAGGCUCCGCCGACAGAACCAAUUAGCACGGCGACGUACGCUGAAGGAAGCGGCGAGGUAGGGUUCUUUGCAAACCCUAGCCCCGGCGCGGAGCCCCCGGGCCUCAGCCUGGGGCUCGCCACGCCGGCGCGUUGCGACGACGCUGCCGGACGGCAAGGCCACCACCUCCAGCCGCAGGGGUGCGCGUUCAAGCGCGCGGCCGCCAGGGAUUCCCUGCCCGCCGGAUCGAAGCGAAGCGCCCGGGCGCCGCGGAUGCGCUGGACCACCGCGCUCCACGCGCGCUUCGUGCACGCCGUCGAGCUCCUCGGCGGCCAUGAGAGAGCGACGCCGAAGUCGGUGCUGGAGCUGAUGAACGUCAAGGAUCUAACGCUCGCGCAUGUCAAGAGCCACCUUCAGAUGUACAGGACAGUAAAGAGCACAGACAGAUCGUUGCACAUAGCUACAGAGGACUACGGCGACAGGGAAGGAGGCGGCGGCGGCAGAAGCAGCAGGAGGUGGGGUGGUAGUGGUUGGGAUCUGCAGCUCUCCAUCGGCGGGCUCUGCGCCGCCUGCUACGGCGACUACUUCCGCUGCUCACUUCCUCUGUGCGCCAGCAGCAACAGCUCCACUGGCGGCAGCACCGUCACCUCCUCCACCCAUUCCCCCGAGUCGCCUCUGCUGCUGGCUGACCAAAAGAUAACAUUGAUUUGA
Miscanthus lutarioriparius is the source of this 780-nucleotide messenger RNA. NCBI's taxonomy places the organism in Eukaryota, Viridiplantae, Streptophyta, Magnoliopsida, Poales, Poaceae. The record is from the annotation of a GenBank genome assembly.